AUGAGAGCCUUUGGUAUCAGCACAAGGUACUGCUAUUCCUGUGUCAUCAGUGACCACCCCAAAAUACAGAUCAAGAACUCAACUUUCUGCAUGACUGCCUAUCCCAACUUGACAAUGGUUAACUUCACCAGCCAGGUCAAUAAGACAUUUGUCAGUGGGAGUGAAGAGUAUUUCAAGUACUUUGUGCUGAAGAUUUCUGCUGGAAUUGAAUAUCCUGGGGAGAUCAGGUGGCCACUAGCCUUCUGCCUCUUCCUGGCUUGGGUGAUUGUGUAUGCGUCCCUGGCAAAAGGAAUCAAGACUUCAGGAAAAGUGGUGUACUUCACGGCCACGUUCCCGUAUGUCGUGCUCGUGAUCCUCCUCAUCCGCGGAGUUACCCUGCCCGGAGCCGGCGCUGGGAUCUGGUACUUCAUCACACCGAAGUGGGAGAAACUCACGGAUGCCACGGUCUGGAAGGAUGCUGCCACUCAGAUUUUCUUCUCUUUGUCUGCCGCGUGGGGAGGCCUGAUCACUCUCUCUUCCUACAACAAAUUCCACAACAACUGCUACAGGGACACGCUCAUUGUAACCUGCACCAACAGUGCCACGAGCAUCUUUGCCGGCUUCGUCAUCUUCUCGGUUAUUGGCUUCAUGGCCAAUGAACGCAAGGUCAACAUUGAGAACGUGGCAGACCAAG
This is a messenger RNA of Leptonychotes weddellii (Weddell seal), 673 nucleotides long. The record is from RefSeq and is a predicted model, not a curated record. NCBI's taxonomy places the organism in Eukaryota, Metazoa, Chordata, Mammalia, Carnivora, Phocidae.